Molecule: messenger RNA, 912 nt
Organism: Symbiodinium sp. CCMP2592
Lineage: Eukaryota; Dinophyceae; Suessiales; Symbiodiniaceae
Source: the annotation of a GenBank genome assembly
AUGCCUUCUUCACCGGUGGAGCCGGUUUCCUGGGACAUUGCAGCUGACCUUCCCAUGGGACGAUUUCUGACGUUGACAUUUCUGCUGACCUUCCUCGGAACAAACGUCAUCAGCUGGAACAUUGCGCUGCUGGUAUCCACCGGAGUCACUGUGGUGACGGCUGGUCUCACGAUCGCCGUGGAGGGCCUGCACUGGGAGCCCCAGAAGGCUGGCUAUGCCCUGCAUGUUGCGUCCUUCCAGCUGUUUCUCUGCAUCUUCCUUGUCUCGGCCUGCAUUCAGAAGCCGAUGCGCUACCUUACCACAUGGUGCGUGCUCCUCCACAUUAUCUACUUUGGAACUUUUGACAUCUCGAACCCCAAGUUGGACAGCUUCGUCUCUUGGAGUCAUCCUGCAAGCUUCGUCGCGGCCUGCUUUGUGUACAUUGGCUUCUUCGUGGUCUCGAACUUUUAUGGCGGUGGGGCCCCGAAAGACAUGAUCCCAGCAAUCGCAGAGUGUCCUGUGCUCCACAGCUUCUGCAUCGGCUGGAAUCAUAUCAGCCCCGUGCUGUGCCAUCUCAUCGACGGCUACCUGAACGGAUCCAAUUUCCAUCGCAUCUACGGACAAGGAGGUGUCCUUUGGCUUCUGGUCGUCGGCGUCGGCAUCUUCUACACUGUGGGCCAGGUGUACGAGUGGCUAAUGCCGAACUCGGUGGAGACAUACCUGGCUCCUAAGGUUUGGUAUUUACGUUCUCGGCGCCUGGCGCAGCGACUGGGCCUGCGGGACUUAGCUGCGCUGCGCAAUCGGAAGGCCACCAUCUUCUGCUUGGGGGAGGACUUCGCCUUCUCUCUGGCCGUGAAAGUGCCGGCCACUUUGGGGGUCUUGCUAGCAGCCAAAUGCUUCGGUGCUCUCGUGCUGGAGCCCACGCACACUUGA